Fusarium sp. VM40 is the source of this 1734-nucleotide messenger RNA. Lineage: Eukaryota; Fungi; Ascomycota; Sordariomycetes; Hypocreales; Nectriaceae. The record is from the annotation of a GenBank genome assembly.
AUGGAAGCUGUUGCUGUCAGCCAAUCUCUACCAGCUGUACACAACGUCAACGGCAUAGAGAUAAAGACCAGCAUCAUACACACCCCAAAGAAAUCAUGUUCCGAGUACAUCGAGCUCAGUGAGAAUGGAAUUGUUGGAAACGCUACAGCGGUCCACGAUGGGCCUGUGUAUAUCUGUCUCGCCGAGAACUACGACUAUUGGUGCACAGAGCUGGGACUUGAUCGAUCCGAGUGGGAUUGGUGUCAUUGGGGAGAGAAUAUCACUUUCAAAUGCACCGAUACAAAGCUGACCGAAUCAGACUUUCGGCUCGGCGAUGUAUGGAGAGUUGGCGAUAGUGUUCGUCUGCAGGUCUGUGGAUCCCGUAUCCCUUGCAUGAAGUUGUCCUGGAGAUGUGGACAGAAAGACUCUUGGCUCAAGACUUUAUCUGAUACUGGCCGAGUGGGCAUUUACCUGAGAGUUCUCACCUCAGGUCGUAUCCAUCCUGGGGAUGUGGCAGUUCAAGAGUCUUCAUCAGGGGACAAUAUGGAUGUAGCCACCAUUACACGACUGGCCUUCAGUUCGGACCUGAAGACGCGCGACACUCUCAACUUACUUGCCAACCACGAGGUUCUGCUCAGACUCAACAAACUACUAGUGCUUCGCAAACUUACCAGCAUGGAUGAUAAAGUCAACAUGGGUAGAAAUGCCUGGAAAGGAUGGCGAGACCUGAGAGUUGAGCGAAUCAUCGACGAAGGCAAUGGGGUCAAGUCAUUUUGUCUGUAUCCAACAGGGGAUGAAGAGCUGGCAUGGUAUCUACCCGGACAGUUUCUAACUGUACGACUCCCGACUGGCGACGUUCGAAGCUGGACCAUAUCGGACUGGCCUGGUCGUAAACAACCCGAGUACUACCGUCUCACUAUCAAGCAAGCGGCCAAAGCUUCAUCUUGGAUGUGCAACGAGUGCACAGUAGGAACUAUCCUUUCAGCACGCUCUCCAGCGGGUCGUUUCUUCUUGGAUUGGUCGCAGCCAGUCACUCCUCGCCAGAUAUAUGUAUCUGCUGGAAUUGGCGUCACACCGAUUCUUACCAUGAUAAAGGCUCACGCAAGCCAUCCCAACAUGGCCAAGGUGCCAGGCGUUUGGAUACAUGUGGCCAGGGAUGGGAGAAGUCUGCAUUUACAUGAUGAAUUCUUUCAAAUUAAGAGCAAACCAAUCAAGAGGUUUGUGUUUAUGACACAGCCUCGAGAUGUCGAUACUCUUGGGAAAGACUAUGAUUAUAUGGGUAGGCCGGACCUGGAGACGUUGACAAAGCUUCUAGGAGGGACAUACCAGAUCAAUCCAUUUGGUACAGCAGAUAUAGACUUGCCAGCCAUGUUCUCGGCGGUAUACAUCUGCGGGCCCCAAGGCUUUGAAAAUGACAUGAAGGAGAUUCUCAAAACCUUCAAGAUUCCACCGCCCUUCAUCCAUAGCGAGAGUUUCUCAGCAUCAGGCAAGGUCAUCGGCGAUCUGAAGAAGUCCAGAGUGCGCUUCACAAAGUCCAACAAGACUGCAGAAUGGGAUAGAACUAAGCCCAUGUCAUUGCUGGAACUCGCCGAGUCUGUUGGUAUGGCACCGGACUAUGGCUGUCGUGUUGGGGCCUGUGGGAGCUGUGCUGCAAAAGUCACCUGUGGUUCAGUUACAGGAGGAGUUCAGAUGGACGGGACCGUGUUGACGUGCUCGGCGACGCCUGCAUCAGAAGAAAUAGAUAUCGAGCUUUGA